AUGGCUGCCAGGUAUCAACAGCAUCCCACAGUCCCGGUGGGAUUCCAACCAAGCCAAGGCGGUUAUGCCACAGCCGCACCGCAUCAUGCGGCCCACAUGUCACCAUCGCAUCUUGGGGUUGGCUUGGACGGCACGGCCCAUGCCGGAUCUAGGAGAGGCAGUUCGACGACGGUGCCGCCGCCACAUCAACAGCAGCAACAGCCGUUGCCAAGUGCGAAUGGAGAAGGAGCUGGGACUCCAAACACAGGUAGGGAGGGGACAUCCACACCAACGGGGCAGAAUCCUAAUGGAACAUCAUCUUCAACUACUGGCCCGAAGCCCAUUCGUAGGCGGUUGCGCAUGAUCACUUCCUGCCUCGAAUGCCGGCGACGAAAACUCAAAUGCAACAAGGGUGCGACGUGCAGCAACUGUGUGAGAUUUUCAAGAGAAUGUCUCUACCUCGGACCCAAGCUUGACGAGGCCAGCCAGAUAAGGCUUACAGAGAUCAAGGAGAAGGUUGGGUCGCUUGAGAGGCAGUUUGAGAGGGAUGUUGCCAGAGGGGCUACCGGAGGUGGUGGAGGCAGAAGUGGUGGUUCACGACAGCAACGGAUUCUGGCUGACGACGUUGAGGAUGACUUUGACGAGGAGCGUGACCUCCAGAUCAGCUCCAUGGUGGCGCUUGAUCUCACCUAUGAUGACUAUCCCGAUGGGGUUGGUACCGACGACUUGAUCGAUCUGGGCAUCCGAGUUGGAAAAAUGAGAAUUACCGAGAGAAUUGGCGGACUCAACAGACCACGAAUUUCGGAAGAGAUUCAAGCUGGCAUUGCAGGUUCCCCGAUAGCUACGACGCCCUCUUCUGCCACUACGCCCUGGUUCAAUGGGGCAUCCCAGAUGCUAGGGGGUGACGGCACGUCAGAGGCGUCCUUCGACAUGCUCCCUGAUUUUCUCAAGCCGGGUGACUCUUAUCUUCCACCCACAAGCGGCUUCUUUUUUGGCCAAGCUGGUGUAUCGCCGCCGUUGGAACAGCUGUUACCUGGAAGUCGGGAGUGGGGCCAGCGCCUGGUCAACCGCUACUUCGAAGCAGUUCACCCUAUUGCGCGGUGUGUCCACAGGCCGUCUUUCGAGGCCUUGUAUCAGUCCUUCUGGGACGAUAUCGCACAAAACUGGGAGCCCCGUCCAUCGGUGCAGGCACUGGUGUUUGCUGCUUGGUUCAGUGCUGCAGUCAGUCUUGAUGAAAUCCAGGCUCAAAAUGAAUUUGGAAAUACGAAAAGCGCCAUCGUGGCUCACAUGAAGGUGGCCACCGAGACGGCGCUGAGCAAGGCCAAUUUUCUGCGAACAACAAAGUUCGAGACGAUGCAGGCGUUUAUCAUGUACAUGCUUCCGCUGUGUAGAGACGAGGUAUCGAGAGCGCACUCUGUGCUGGUUGGUGCUGCUGUGAGAAUGGCCGAGUGUAUGGGGCUUCACCGCGAUGGUGAGGCUUACGGCCUUAGCCCCUUGGAAACACACGUGCGACGGCUUGUUUGGCACCAGCUGUGCUUCCUGGACAUACGGACAUGCGAAGCCCAAGGACCGAAGCCAGCCAUUCGGCGCGAGGACUAUGAUACCAAGCUUCCUUUGAACUGCGAAGAGACCGACCUCACGGCGAACAUGGUUUCUGUUCCACCACCGGCUGAUCAGUGGACGUCGACAAUGCUUGUGUUGAUGAGAUUUGAGAUCAACGAGAUGAUGCGCAUCAUCUGGGCGGACCGACGCAAGCUGGAAACGCACAAGACAACACUGACAGCCGUACUCACCAAGAUUGAAAACUUUCGCAAGCGCAUGUUUGAGAAGUACAACCGCUUCCUCAACGAAGAGGUGCCGGCUCAGAAAUAUGCGAAGCUUGUCAUGCAGCUUCUGAUCUAUCGCUUGCACGCCAUGGUGCUACACCCGUACCACUCUAACGCUACAAGUCCAUUGCCCGAACGCCUGAACGGUCUUCUGAUUACGAGCGGCAUUCUGAUCAUUGAAACUGCGAUUCAGCUCGAAUCUGAUCCCAGAUUUCGGGACUGGUCAUGGUAUCUUGGAGCUUACCAGCAAUAUCAGAUUGCCCUUCUCUUGGCCACGGAGAUUUAUUACCGGCCUCAGAACAAGGAGUGUAAUAGGAUCUGGAGGUGUCUCGACUAUGUCUUCAACUUGGACCCCAAUGAGGCGCGGGAUCAAAAGAGUCUCAAGAUCUUGACCGAGAUCAUGGGCAAGACGAGCGUCUAUCUCGGCAUGCGAAAGGUCCGCGCGCCAACUGGUAUUGCCAGGGCCGUUCCCUACAAGCAGGCCGUGAAAGAAUCACCUAUUCAGUCACACGCCAUGGUUCCUACCGGGUCGUUUCCUCAACAUCAGCAACAGAUGCACCAGACGGUUAACGGUCCAGGUCAUGGGUUGAAGCCUGACCCAAGCAUGCCCCAGAUGCCUGUAAAUGCCAUUCCCACCAUUAAUAUGCCAAUGUCACAUGGCAAUAUGGCUCACUCGGUGCCUUCGAGCAUGCCGGCCCGCGUUCCUUCUUUCGGGCACUCACCCAUGAUGUUUCCUCCGCAACAGCCAACGAUCAUGCCCAACAUGGUGUUUGCCGGUGUCUCUAACGGUGAGGUUCUAUGGGGUUUCCCGCAUAUGAACCCUGGAAGUCCUGAGAAUAGCAGUGAUGGUGGAAGUGUUGUUGGUCAGCCACAACGUCAUGGAAGCAUUGCUGGGCCUGGGGCGGCCAUCAACGUGAUGGAUAAUAUUGACUGGGAUGCUAUCAAUGUUCUGUUCCCUACCGACCCCAAUACCGGCGAGCUCAGCUUCAAUUCUUUUCAGGUGGACCACUCUGCUCAGAUGAAUCAUAACCUGGGUGCUCAGAUGGGACAUGCUCAUACUCCCCAUCAUCAACAGCAGCACUCACAAACACAAUGGGGACCGAAUUAGGUUUCCAGAGAAGGUGUUCUGAUUUAUGGGGUAUUGAUUUUGCUGGUUUUUCUCAUGUCAAAGCAGUUUUAUUUGCUCUGUUGGCACCGUAUCUUGCACAUCUUGACACUACAAGAUUGAGCAAGCUUUCUGUUGGACUGAGACAAAUGGGGAUUUCGGGGGACAGCAAACAAGAUUAAUGGUGAGGAAAGGGAAACAGACAGAAAAAGUCUGGGCGAGGAGGUCAUCGCCAAUGCUAAGAGUGGCGCAGUUUCGAGGAGCAAGGCAAGCACGGUCGGUGUUUGGGGAUGAUAGUUUCUACUAUGGGUGUCCUUUGUUUUGUCUGCUCUUCUGGCUUUUCUUUUGUUGCUUUUCACUCCUCGCUCGUUUUAUACCAUUAUUUCAGUUUUUUCUUUACGAGGAAGGAAAGGGGAAGAUGGGAAAAGAGGGGAAACAUUUUCAGAAAUGUAGGUGUUGUGUAAAAUGGAUUUGUGGGUGGAAAUUUGGAGGGAGUGUAAAAGGUUGUGUAAAAUGGGUAGUAUCUUAGUUAUAGGGGAAGAUAGAACGGGUUAAGGGGGGAUGGGGGAACAAGGCAGUUAGGUAGAUGAUAGGAAGUAAUUUUGAGAGAAAUAUGAUUUGCUUGUUUUGGGC
Molecule: messenger RNA, 3543 nt
Organism: Podospora bellae-mahoneyi
Lineage: Eukaryota; Fungi; Ascomycota; Sordariomycetes; Sordariales; Podosporaceae
Exons: 4
Coding region: 1-2913 (970 amino acids)
Biological process (GO): DNA-templated transcription; regulation of DNA-templated transcription
Molecular function (GO): zinc ion binding; DNA binding; DNA-binding transcription factor activity, RNA polymerase II-specific
Source: RefSeq, a predicted model, not a curated record